AUGAGAGUACGCUUACAAUCAGAAUUAGUAAAAGAUCAAAUUAUGCCAGCCUUAGAGACUUUAAGGAAAUCGACUAAAUUUUUCUCUCCUUUCACUUAAAAAUAAUUGAUUUUGUUUUAGGAGUACUUCAGAUUUUUAAGUUUCAAAGAGAAAACAUAAAUUACAAGAAGAGGGGAGCCAGUAGAUUUUCUUGGAUUUAUUUUGAAAGGAUAGGUACAUGGCUUUGUAGAGAAUCAGCAUAAAAUAACAUUGGCAGAAGGGGAUUGUUUAGGUCAUAUGGCUUGUAUGAAAUUAGCAGGAUGUGAAGUUUAGCAAAUUGACUAUUUUGCAAAAGAAGAUGGAUAUAUAGCAAUAAUAAGAUUGGAUGAUUUAAGAACUUUAUAGAAACGUGAUUCAGAGUUCUCAACCUUUAUUUAUAAACAAAUUUCACUUUUUACAUUGAAUUCAGUCUCAUAAUAAUAUUUAGGUUAAGAAUAUUAGAGUAUUCCUGAGUAAACAAUAGUUGAAACAACAACUAAAAAAAUAAUGUUUAUGUUAGAUUAAUUAGGUGUUAAACCAGAUCCUGAGCCUAAUAAAAAAAAAAAAGAAAAAUAAAUAAUGGAAGAACCAAGAAAUCUUAGAUUCUUUUGGAAUCAAUUAGAAUAAAGAGAUAAGCGUGCUUUUGUCUAAAAUUGCACUUUGAUUGAAACAAAAACUUAAGAGCUCUUAGUCAGAGCUCAUUAAGCAUCAAAUGUUUUUUAUAUAGUUUUAGAUGGUGAAUUAAUUGAAUUUCAAUAGAAUUAGCCAUCUGUUAUAUUCAAACAAGGAGAUACCAUAGGAUUAAAGCAAUUUCUGAUUAAUGCAAAUUAAGAAAACAAUAUAAUUUCUAGAAUGAAAUGCUUAUUAUUAAGAAUAACAAAAUCAAAUUUAGAUGAUAUAGCAACUGUUUCAGGACAAAGUGUUUGUUCAAUUAUAACUAUGUUAACAAGAUUUGAAGCCUAGAAACUUAAGGAAUUAUUUGAAAAAUAAUUCAAAGAUGAAUAACAAGGAUUAUAAAGAAAGGUGGUGGCUUUAGUAGAUGAAUUAUCUCAUACAUUUAAAUCGGUGAGUAAAAAAGAUUAAUAAAGCGCGUCCUAAUUGAUGAAUAAUUUUUUUGAAAUUGAUGUGAACAAAAUGAAAUAGGAUGAUAAAAGUGCAGCAUCGCAAUUAGAAAAAUAAAUAAUUGCUCCAUUAUACUUGUUAGAUGUAUAUAAAGAUCUGGUUGCAAAAAGAUAUUAUUAGCCAAACGAAGUUAAGGAUAGGAAGGAUCCUAUGUUUGAAAGUGGAUUAAGUAUAUUUAUCAGAGACAAGCUAAGUGAGUAAAGGACAUAAGCCUAAAAAAAAAAGGAGGAAUUGAAAAAAGCUCGUAAAUUGGGGAAAACUAUUAAGGAAGAAGAUGAUGAUAUAGAAAUACACAUGGAUCCAAAUUAAUUGGUAUUAGAAGAACUUAAUAAUGAUUAUUAUAAGAUCGUAGAUGAAAGAGAUAAAUUUUAAGAAUAUACUUACUUAUUGGAAUAGCAAAUAAAAUAAAUGAAGGAUGAAUUUAAGGAGAUGAAAGAAGAGCAUUAACGGAUGUAAACUCAAAUUAGAAAGAAUGAAAUGCAUAAGGAAUUAUUAACCUUGGAUUUAGCUUCAUAAUUGUUGCAGCCAACUGAUAGAACAACCAAAAAGAAACAUACAUUAUAUGAUAAUUAUUUGGUACAAGUUCAAGAAAACAAAAAAUUCAAAAAAACUGUUCAAGUGGCAGAGAAAGUGUUAACAAUGAGUUAAUUGCAUAAAUUGUAAUCUUGA
Molecule: messenger RNA, 1809 nt
Organism: Paramecium tetraurelia
Lineage: Eukaryota; Ciliophora; Oligohymenophorea; Peniculida; Parameciidae
Exons: 3
Source: RefSeq, a predicted model, not a curated record